AUGAAUUAUACCUUGUUCACAAAGGAUCCUGAGCAUUUGGUAAAAGUACCACAAUCAGAGGAAAUUGACAACUUUGUGGCAAUGGCUUUGCGGUUUUUAAUUCAAAAUGUCUUGCUCAAAUUAUGCGAUUCCGUUUUUCUGACAAUAUCAACAACAUCCCCAGCAACGGAACUCUGGUUUGAAGAUGUACUUGCGAAAUUGUUUGCCUCCUGGGGUUAUAUGGCCAUUACAAUUGUUCGGCAUAACAGCAAGCGUCAAGAUGUAGUGGUACCUGGAAGGCGUUUUUGUAACAUGAUAAUGGUCGAUUCAUUUGAGAAUUUACAGCGUACCAAUAUAUCCCAGCACAACAGCCAGUAUGAUACGCAAGAGUACUACAUAAUAUUUUUACAAAUACGUGACGCCCAAAUGCCAGAGGAAAGAGCGAAAAUUCUACAAUAUUGCCUGGAUAAUUAUUGGUUACAUUGCAAUGUUAUGAUACAAAACGCAAAGGGCGAAGUUCUGAUCUACACCUAUUUUCCAUUUCAAGAGGAUGCUUGUUUCAGUAGCGAUCCAGUGCUGAUAAAUCAGUUUGAUGGUGUACGUUUUGUAAAUGACGUUAUGUUUCCGAUCAAAGUUCAAAAUCUGUAUGGCUGUCCAAUACGUAUGAAUCUUUGGGAAAUACCACCGUUUAUCUUAUUCCCCGAUAAUACAACGGAAAUUUAUACCGGCCUAGAGAUGAUAAUUUUAAAAACUUUGAGUAAACAUUUGAAUUUUACCAUCGAUGAGGAUAGUCUUGCUGAGAGAAGGGAUUUGGGUGACGAUCGAAUGGAACCAUUUAAAGUGAAAAAUGUUCGCUCUGCCAGUACUUGGCAAAUAAUUGAAUCCCUGUUGGGAUUACCGUCGGUACGAAUACCUGAAAGACUUUCACCACGAGUCACUUUCAUCAUUUGGAUGCUGUCAACAUUUGUAUUGCGCUUAGUUUAUCAGUCGAUACUAUUCUUCGUGUAUCGUACCCAAUUCUAUCGCCAACCACCGAGUACUGUAAUCGAUUUUGCAGUGUCGGGCUAUCGAGCCGUGUGUACUCAACCGACAGCACCUCUCCUGACGUAUAUACCACAGUUUAUGGAUAACUCUUUGCCUUUGAUUGUCCUCAAUACCACCGAUGAAAUGGCACCCCUAAGAUAUAUAGAUAAAAAUUCGCACGAAAAUUUGGUGGCCAUCACCGUGAAAGAUUUCGUUUUUUAUUAUGUCCACACAGAAUCGUCAAGGGGUCGGGUUUUUAUAUUAAUGCGAAUGAGUCUCAACGAUCAAAAGAUAACGUUUUAUGUUCCGAAGCAUUCGUAUUUGGUCGAACGUUUGGAAAACUGCAUUUUAGGUUAUCAUCAGAUGGGUUUUAUGGAACUUUGGCACAAAUUGACAUUUGAAUCGUUUCGGCACUAA
Molecule: messenger RNA, 1419 nt
Organism: Musca domestica (house fly)
Lineage: Eukaryota; Metazoa; Arthropoda; Insecta; Diptera; Muscidae
Exons: 3
Coding region: 1-1419 (472 amino acids)
Source: RefSeq, a predicted model, not a curated record